Molecule: messenger RNA, 1766 nt
Organism: Archocentrus centrarchus (flier cichlid)
Lineage: Eukaryota; Metazoa; Chordata; Actinopteri; Cichliformes; Cichlidae
Gene: snai1b
Product: snail family zinc finger 1b
Exons: 3
Coding region: 160-969 (269 amino acids)
Biological process (GO): regulation of DNA-templated transcription
Molecular function (GO): RNA polymerase II cis-regulatory region sequence-specific DNA binding; DNA-binding transcription factor activity, RNA polymerase II-specific
Source: RefSeq, a predicted model, not a curated record
AUCCCCCAGACAGAUUCGACUUUGGCAGUGGUCUUACAAGCAUUUUCUCUCCGUCCGAACGAAAUCCGCCGUUUGCUGAAGCGCGCUUGGACCAGAGCGCUUGGAUUGUAUUGUUUCCUCUCUCUUUUUUUUGUAUCUUCGGUGAAUCUAGAGCUCAAGAUGCCUCGGUCGUUUCUUGUCAAGAAGUAUUUUCCCUACAAGAAGCAACAUAACAGGGAUUGCUACCCGGAGAGGCAAACUGCUUUUGUCCCAGAAAACUUUCCACUGGCUGAGCUUCCAACAGAGAAGAGGUCUGUACUGACCUGCCAACCUGCCACGCUAAUAUUCAGCGUGGACAUCCUGCCUAGACCUCACCCCCUGAUUUCCCCAGAAUCUCUGCCCCCUUCACCCAUACCCAUGGGCCCUUUGGAUCUCAGCAGUUCUCUCUCCAGCAGCAGUGGUGAUGAAGAGGAGGAUGGUGGACGUACUUCGGAUCCACCUAGCCCGGAUAGCAUGCAGCCUGUCUACCACUGUUUGCACUGCAGCAAGAGCUACACCAGCCUCCCGGCUCUUACCCAGCAUCAGAUGUCCCACCAGCUGCCCCCCUGUGCUCCCGAGAGUCCUUCUAUGACCACAGAAGAUUCAACACGCCCAGUCUUCCACUGCAAACACUGCCCAAAGGAGUACAACAGCCUGGGUGCCCUGAAAAUGCACAUUCGUUCACACACACUGCCUUGCGUGUGCACCACAUGUGGCAAGGCUUUCUCCAGACCGUGGCUCCUCAGGGGACACAUUCGCACACACACAGGUGAGCGUCCCUUCGCUUGUCAGCACUGUAGCCGGGCCUUCGCCGAUCGCUCCAACCUGCGCGCCCACAUGCAGACCCACGCUGAAGUGAAGAAGUACCAGUGUGGCUCCUGCUCAAGGACCUUCAGUCGCAUGUCCCUUCUUAACAAACACAACGCCUCUGGAUGCUGUCCUUCCUCUUGAACGUCACAUUCCCCCCGUCGGAGUGCUUUCAGUUGAAGCUGCUUGUGAUGAUGGGAGCCGAUGCACCCAGAGAACACUGAGAGAAAACAAAAAAAUGCAGAUAUAUUUUUAUGAAAAGUGCCUUCAUUACAGGAUCAGAUCUGAGGUCCUAUCUGCGGCAUAUUUUUUUGUUGCAUCCAGUGUGAUUUGAAAGCAGGUGGACAUUCAGUUAAUUCCCAAGGGACCAUGCUGGUGCCCGUUGGUCCGGGACUUUGGCAAUGUUGCAGCUGCUUGUGUAUGUGUGGGUGGGUGGGUGGGUGUGUGUGGGGAUGUCAUUCCUCACUAUACUAUGCAUACAUGACAUGUGUGUAUCUGAGCAAAUGUGAGUGUUGAGACAGCUGUCUGUAUGGUGCACUGUGGAGGCAGGGCGCUGAGGGACGUGUUAGCUGUGACCUCGACAACAGGUGACACCUCCCUGCCUGACAUGCCCUUCUGCAAGCCAGAAACACUUUUAACACACACUCCAAUGUGUGUUACAGGACCACUUGAUCUUGACCAAAAAUACACCUUGCCUUUUACCUUUUUUAAAAAAAAUUUGUUAUCAAUUUUGGUGUUUUUUUUUUUAAGUCCUAUGAAUUGGCAGUGGAGCGUUACAGGAAAAAGUGCAAAGAGACUGCAACAAAUGGUUCAGUCAAACAGGAAAUGAACCAGGGACUAAGUGCUCAGGGCUAUUUUACAAUCUAAAAGACAUUUGUUUUUGGAAAAAGGUUGACACAGUUUUUAUGAAACAUUUAACUGAAUGUGCCUUUUUUUUAAGG